UGGUGCCACGUCAGCCUCUGCCACCCGUUCCAGCAGCGCAUGCCAGCAGUCACCCGCUCACAGACGGGCGACAUGGAAUGGAAGCAAGGAGAGAUUGAGGAGGCCUACGAGGCCCGCAUGUUGGACCAACUAGCUAAAUGGAAGAAGAGGGCAGAUGGGGCCACCACAGCAAGGAGAAAGCAAGAGGAGGAGGCACAACAACAACAUCAGCUUGCGGAGGAACAACGCCGAAAGCACAAUGAAGCAGCAGCAAAGGUUGUCGAUGAGGAACGCAGACUACGACGCGAUAGGGUAUUCAAGGAGGAGAGAGAACUACUCGAGCUGGCCAGGGAAUGGCAGACGGAGGCAGAAAGCCAGGAAAUCAGCAACAGGAGGCUUUCCCGCUUCACGGACCUCUUUGCUACCUACAUUGCACAGCAGGAGGACAUCCACUGCCUCGACGACGCAGUCGAUGACCACAAGAAGAUGGUCGCACAAUUGACCAGCCCCGUACAAUUGUUGGAACAACGACCCACAGCCACUCCCGCCGACCCAUCCAACCUCGCCGAGUGGUCAACUUGGACACAACAACUUCUUGAUCGCUACAACGAAGCCGUGCCAAUUUAUUUCACACCCCAUGCAUGCGAACCGGUUACGUUUGACGUCUUGGACACAGACUUCAACAUUAUUUUGGGGACGCCUUGGCUCGCAAGUGCGGACCACACGGUCAACUUCCAUCGGCAGACGCUUACCGUUCGCGAUGCCUUUGGGGCCGAGGUGUCGUGUACCAUCCCUCUUCCUCACCCUUCGAUCCGAUGCCAAGUUGUGACGGCCAAGUCCUUUCGGGUCACUUCUGCUUACGAGCGGACUGACAAGAUCACCCUAUGUUCUCUUCAGACCGUCGCGGCGACCGAAUCUUCACCCACGGACUUGUCUUCAAACACCCACGUGUUGCGGUUGCUUGACGAGUUCGCCAACGUCUUCGAGUCUCCUACUGGUGUGCUGCCGGAUCGGCCGAUCUCCCAUGAGAUAAUUCUUGAUGUCGGUGUCGUGCCGCUGAAAGGAUGCAUCUGUCGCAUGAGCGAGGAAGAGCUCGUGGUUCUCCACACGCAACUCGAUGACUUGUUGGACAAGGGUUGGAUCCGCCCUAGUAGCUCACCUUACAGUGCGCCGGUUCUCUUCGUAAGGAAGAAGAACAAGGAUCUUCGCCUAUGCAUUGACUAUAGCAAGCUCAACGCGCAAUCCGUCGAGAAUGUGGGGCCUCUUCCUCAUAUCGGUGAUCUUCUUGAACGUUUGGUCGGCACAAAGUAUUUCUCGAAGUUGGAUUUGAAGUCGGGAUAUCAUCAAAUUUCCAUACGCCCGCAAGAUCACCUCAAAUUCACUUUUAAGACGCCGUACGGGAAUUUUGCAAGGGUUGUCAUGCCUUUUGGCCUCACCAAUGCCCCCAUGAUUUUUCAAGCGGCGAUGACCAACGACUUCUUCGCGAUGUUGGACCGGUCUGUGUUGGUCUACUUGGACGACAUUCUCGUCUAUAGUCGGACCUUGGAGGAUCACCUCGAGCACCUUCGACAUGCGGGUGGGGGGAGGUGGAGGGGAGGGGACCAGCGGACGGAGGCGACGGCGAGGUGGCCCCCGAGCAGAGAAGAGGUGGCUGGAGGCAAGGAGGAGAUGGUGGGUGGUGGCGGAGGGGAGGUGGGCGAAGGCGGAGAGGAGAUGGCAGGAGGAGGAGGAGAGGUGGGCGGGGUGGAGGCGAGGUGGGCGUCGGGCAGAGAAGAGGUGGGCGGAGGCCGAGUGGAGAUGGUGGGCAGAGGCCGAGAGGAGAUGGUGGGCGGUGGCGGAGGGGAGAUGGUUGGAGGAGGCGGAAGGGAGGCGGGCGAAGGCGGAAGUUGCGUACCUUGCUCUGCAGCUGCUGCUUUCCACAACUCACUUGUGAAUCUGACAUCCCUGUCACUAACUAUGGAUUAGGUAAUCCAAAGUCUCUAACCCAAAUCUCUUUGAACAUCUUAAUCACGUACUUCGUUUUAGAUGUUGUCGGCAUCGCAACUAGUCUAGCAAACUUACUAAACCAAUCCACAAUGACGUAGAUGUAGCGCAUUCCACUCUUGUUGGUGACCAGCGUAUCCAUGAAGUCCAUGGACAAGCUCUCACCAGGCCUUUCCGAAAUCGGACGGGGCUUCAGCAGCCCAAGAGGAGCCUGAGUACGUGACUUGUCCCUCUGACAGACCUAACAAGUCUCCACGUAUAACUUAGCAUCUCUCAUCAAUGUGGGCCACCAGAACCGCUGCAGCAGAUUGGUCGCGGUCUUCUUGUACCCAAAAUGGUCGGUGGCAUCAUGGCACUCGCCUAAAAACAAACUACGCAAAGACUC
This is a messenger RNA of Chara braunii, 2347 nucleotides long. The record is from the annotation of a GenBank genome assembly. Lineage: Eukaryota; Viridiplantae; Streptophyta; Charophyceae; Charales; Characeae.